This is a messenger RNA of Capsaspora owczarzaki ATCC 30864, 1824 nucleotides long. RefSeq lists its product as hypothetical. The transcript has 10 exons. The record is from RefSeq and is a predicted model, not a curated record. Gene Ontology annotation, cellular component: plasma membrane. Gene Ontology annotation, molecular function: protein binding. Bases 1 to 1824 code for a protein of 607 amino acids. NCBI's taxonomy places the organism in Eukaryota, Filasterea, Ministeriida, Capsasporidae.
AUGACAUCAAGCGGGUUUACCGUUUGUCAGCUGCUGCUGCUGCUGCUGCUGCUGUUCUGCGUGACACAUCACUGCCAGAUGGCGCAAGCAGACGAGGCUUGCAGUGUGUGCGACUGCUCGAACCCUACUACUGUCGAUUGCACUGGCCGAUCUCUCACAACCAUUCCGAGCGGCAUCCCAGUCGACACGACGAGCCUGCCUGACCGCACUGACACAUAUGGAUCUGAGCGGCAACCAGCAGCUCACCAGCAUAUCCGAAACGCAUUCACAGGCCUGACGGCGCUGACUUACCUAUCUCUGUUCAACAGCCAGGUCACCAGUAUUCCAGCAAACACUUUCGACGACCUCACUGCACUCAAUUUCUUGAGCCUAGGCGGCAACCAGAUCACCAGCAUUCCAGACAACGCAUUCACCAGCCUGACUGCGCUGAAGCAAUUGCAUCUAUACGUCAACCAGUUUACCAAUAUUCCCGAAAACACAUUCACAGGCCUGACUGAGCUGACAGACUUAACUCUAUACGGCAACCAGCUCACCGAAAUUUCCGCAACCACAUUCGCAGGCCUCACCUCGCUGAUGUACUUAGCACUUUCGAACAACCAAAUCACCAGCGUUUCUGCAAACCUAUUUGCAGGCCUCACCGCGCUGACACAUUUAUUUCUGCAUGGCAACCAGAUCACCAGCAUUCCCGCAGACGCAUUCACAGGCCUGACUGAGCUGACUCACUUGUUUUUGGAUGGCAAUCCCUUCACCACCUUGCCGCCCGGUCUGUUUAUGGGCUUGCCCAAUGGGUUGUAUUUGUCGAGCCCGUGGCUCCAAUCGCUGCAACCCAACAACUUUACCUUUGGAGGGAACACUGUCGCCCCGCCCAGCACAUACGGCGAUGUAUCCGCACCAUACCGUAAGUUUGAGUGUCAUGUCACUGAAAGUUAUGCUACAGAGUGUGACACAGCUUGUGCCACCUGCUUUGCCGCUGGGUCCGGCUCGUGCUGCCCGAGCAAUUGUCUGUUCUGCACUUCAUCCACUGUGUGCACUCAGUGCUAUGAAGGUUAUGGCAUGCUGAGUGGAUCAUGCGUUCCACUUGUGUCCAUCGCAUCUGCUUCCGUCGCUUCCGUCGCUUCCGUCGCUUCCGUCGCUUCCAUUGUUUCAGUCGCGUCCACGCAUUCUGCUUCGGUUGCGUCUCUAACUUCCGCUGCCUCAGCGCACUCGGCUUCGUUUGCUUCCCUCGCUAGUGUAUCAUCAACCUCAAUUGCCUCGCAUGCAUCCACGUCAGCUGCCAGUGCUUCUUCUUCAUCUUUUGCAUGGCAGACAUCGGCUGCAUCUGCUGCGUCCAAUGUUCCAAAGGAAUCAAGUGAUGCGUCCACUUUGCCCAUCAUUCUUGGAGUCGUCAUUGGCGUGCUAGCUCUCUUCUUGUUGGCUGCGCUGUUUGUGGCCUUCCGACGUCGUCGCUCGCCAACCGCGUUGGCAACCACCAGCACGGCCACCAAAUUACGCCAAUCACCAUCCGGCUCCGAACCGACUUACCAGUCGGCUGAUCGCAUCGACUCGGGGACCAACGUUUUGAAUCCAACCUAUGAAGUGUUGUCUGCUCCUGGCAAGAACGCCCUGUACGAGGAUGUUGGCUCGACGCCCCAGGCUUUUGCUGAUUCGUCGGAACUGCUGUAUGCUGAAGCAACUGCCUCCACUGUCGAGUACGCCAACCCGUCGCUGCCCCAUGCCUCGUCUGUUCGUGCGCCGCCCCCGUCCUCAGCAACCGCCUACGCGACGAUUGCUGUCCUACCUUCCACGCAGACCGGGAGCGUCGACUACGCGUUGAUCGAAAACUAG